Molecule: messenger RNA, 1255 nt
Organism: Helobdella robusta
Lineage: Eukaryota; Metazoa; Annelida; Clitellata; Rhynchobdellida; Glossiphoniidae
Exons: 7
Coding region: 158-811 (217 amino acids)
Biological process (GO): proton transmembrane transport
Cellular component (GO): proton-transporting V-type ATPase, V0 domain
Molecular function (GO): proton-transporting ATPase activity, rotational mechanism
Source: RefSeq, a predicted model, not a curated record
AUCAUGGGUCGCGUAAACAUCGAUCUAGUCUAAACCGCCCUGAUCAGGUUUCAGUCCGGUUCUCAUUAAAAAUCCGACAAAACCACUGAAAAAUUGUUUUAUUUUUUCUUUAUUUAAUAAUUAUUAAAUUAUUUAUUUAUUAAAUUGUUAAAUAAAAAUGUCUGUUUCAUUUAAAAUUCCGAUCAUCAGCGUUGUAUCUGCUUCCUUACUUGCGUUCAUCAUCUGCAGUUUUUAUUUCACAUUCACCAAUCAAGGCUAUAGAUAUGGAAUCAGCUGGAUUCUUGAUCAAACAUCGCCAUUCAUGUGGGCCAAUCUUGGAAUCGGCCUCAGCAUAUCUCUAUCAGUUGUGGGGGCUGCAUGGGGCAUUCUGACAACAGGCUCAAGUAUUUUGGGUGGGGGUGUGAAGGCUCCAAGAAUUAGAACAAAGAAUUUAGUGAGUAUCAUAUUUUGUGAAGCUGUUGCCAUCUAUGGGAUAAUUCUUGCUAUUGUCAUCAGCAACUAUGAACAGUCAUUUGAUGAGUCCAAAUGGAUGUUGAAGACUCAAGCUGAACGAGAGAAACUUGUCUAUAAUAACCAUUUUGCUGGUUACUCGAUGUUUGGAGCUGGGUUGACGGUUGGUUUCUCAAACCUGUUUUGUGGGAUUUGCGUCGGCAUCGUUGGAUCCGGAGCUGCUCUGGCAGAUGCUCAAAAUGCAACUCUCUUUGUAAAAAUUCUUGUGGUAGAGAUUUUUGGUAGUGCCAUUGGCCUCUUUGGAGUUAUUGUAGCUAUUUUGCAGAUCCAGAAAGUCAAGAUGGGCGAUAAAGUCUUUUAAUAAAUGAACAACGCAAUCAAUAUUAAAAGAUUUUAGUUUUGAUUCAAACCUAUAUAUUUGAUAACAUAAUUUCUUCCUGUAUAUUUUCAUGUGUAAAUAUUAUUAUUAUUUAAUAGGUAUGCCAUCUUUAUUUAAUGCUUGAGUUUGUGUAGGAAUGUGAAAUUCUGGCCAAUUCAGACUCUUGUAUUAUCAGAAUGUAUGUGCUUGCAGGUGUGACUGUUUGUUUGCUUGUUUGUUGUUCGUUUGUUUGUUCGUUCGUUCGUUUGUGUAAGGAGAUAGAAAAAUUAUGUACAUCUUUACUGCAUUUAAUCUAAUUAGUUUUUUUUUUUACAAAAUUAUCCAUUAAUACAUUCUUAGUUUUUGUAACUUGCUUUUUUUCGUUCGUUCAUUCGUUGAUAAAUUUAUUUGUAUUUAGUUCUUUUAAUAGAUUCAUGUAGUAUUCAA